Molecule: messenger RNA, 2433 nt
Organism: Aspergillus tanneri
Lineage: Eukaryota; Fungi; Ascomycota; Eurotiomycetes; Eurotiales; Aspergillaceae
Gene: MCM7
Product: DNA replication licensing factor MCM7
Exons: 4
Coding region: 1-2433 (810 amino acids)
Biological process (GO): DNA strand elongation involved in DNA replication; double-strand break repair via break-induced replication; DNA replication
Cellular component (GO): MCM complex; nucleus
Molecular function (GO): single-stranded DNA binding; ATP binding; ATP hydrolysis activity
Source: RefSeq, a predicted model, not a curated record
AUGGCUUUGCUUCAGUACCAUGCCCCUGUCGACUAUGCGGCGCAAUUAGAUGCUUUUAAAGACUUCCUGAAGCACUUCAAAAGCUUCGAGUCGGCCUCAGCCUCCUCUGCUGCUGAAGCUAUUGAAGACUUGCACAUUGAUGGAGACCGCACAAGUGAUGAGUAUGACUUUAUGGACGAUGUGGGGGACGAAGAAGGGAGAGAGGGGGCCCGCCGCAGAAGCCGGGAACCAAAACUAAAGUACAUGCAAAUUUUGCAGGACGUGGCGGACCGAGAGCGGUCGAACAUCCUGAUUGAGCUAGAUGAUCUGGCUGCUUUCGAAAAAUCACUUCCGGAGGACACAGAUUUGAAACUCGUCGAGUCCAUAGUGAAUAAUACCAAGCGCUACGUCGAUGUUUUCUCCCAGGCUGCGGAUGAUGUUAUGCCUAGAGAGACCAGGGAGAUCACAUUCAAAGACGACGUCCUUGAUGUCAUCAUGUCGCAACGCGAAAAACGAAACGAGGCUAUGAACAUGGCUAUGGAAGCUGAUCAAGAUGCUGUGACAGCUCCUUCCAUAUUUCCUCCAGAAUUGACACGCCGAUACACCUUGAAUUUCAAGCCCAUUACUCCUUCGGGUUCGAGUAGAGAACGCGAGUCUAAAGCCUUUGCUGUUCGAAAUAUACGUGCAGAGUAUCUUGGUGGCUUGAUCACCGUUCGUGGUAUCACUACACGUGUCUCGGACGUCAAGCCAGCAGUCCAAAUCAAUGCCUACACUUGUGACCGCUGCGGAUCCGAGGUAUUUCAGCCGAUUACUACUAAGCAAUUUAUGCCUAUGACAGAGUGUCUAUCAGACGAGUGCAAGAAAAACAACUCUAAGGGACAGUUGUUCCUUUCCACUCGUGCUUCUAAGUUCGUUCCUUUCCAAGAAGUGAAGAUCCAAGAGAUGGCGGAGCAGGUCCCUGUUGGCCAUAUUCCGCGAACAAUGACCAUUCACUGCCAUGGAAGUCUUACACGACAAGUGAACCCUGGAGACGUUGUUGAUAUUGCUGGAAUCUUCCUCCCUACUCCUUAUACGGGUUUCAAGGCUAUUCGUGCUGGCUUACUGACUGAUACUUACAUGGAGGCUCAGCACAUCACACAGCACAAAAAGUCGUACAAUGAUAUAGCCAUGGACAGCCGAACACUUCGCAAGAUCGAACAGUACCAAAAGUCUGGGAACAUGUACGAGUACCUUGCACGGUCCAUCGCUCCUGAGAUAUAUGGCCACCUUGAUAUCAAAAAGGCGUUGCUUUUACUCCUCAUUGGAGGUGUGACGAAGGAGAUGGGUGAUGGCAUGCACAUUCGUGGAGAUCUCAAUAUUUGCUUGAUGGGUGACCCUGGUGUUGCGAAAUCCCAGCUUAUGAAGUAUAUCGCCAAGGUUGCUCCUCGUGGGGUGUACACGACUGGUCGAGGAAGUAGUGGAGUAGGUCUCACGGCGGCCGUGAUGAGAGACCCUGUGACAGAUGAAAUGGUGUUGGAAGGAGGAGCCCUGGUCCUGGCAGACAACGGCAUCUGCUGCAUUGAUGAAUUCGACAAGAUGGAUGAUGCCGACAGGACUGCCAUCCACGAAGUGAUGGAGCAGCAGACUAUCUCCAUAUCCAAGGCAGGAAUUACCACCACGCUCAAUGCUCGGACGUCUAUCCUGGCAGCGGCCAACCCACUUUAUGGACGGUACAAUCCGCGAAUUUCCCCAGUGGAGAACAUCAACCUUCCUGCUGCGCUGCUUUCGCGUUUCGAUAUCAUGUUCCUAAUCCUCGACACGCCUUCGCCCGAAGGUGACGAAGAAUUGGCGCAUCAUGUCACCUAUGUCCAUAUGCACAACAAACACCCUGAGUCCGAGGAUGCCGGAAUCAUGUUCACGCCCAAUGAGGUCCGCCAGUACAUUGCCAAGGCACGCACCUACCGACCAGUUGUGCCGUCGUCGAUUUCGGAUUACAUGGUCGGUGCGUAUGUGAGAAUGAGAAAGGAUCAGAAGAUCGACGAGGCCAACAAGAAGCAAUUCUCUCACGUCACACCCCGUACUUUGCUCGGAAUUGUUCGUCUAUCACAAGCGCUUGCGCGUCUUCGAUUCAGUAAUGUCGUGGUCACCGAAGAUGUCGAUGAGGCCCUGCGCCUAGUUGAGGUCAGCAAGUCGUCCCUGUCCAACGAUGGCCAUGGAGGCACAGAUCAGAGCCCUACUAGCAAGAUCUAUAAUCUGAUCCGGCACAUGCGGGAGAGUGGUGCCGCAGCUGUUGGAGACGGAGUCGAGGGCGCACUUAGUAUGAGGAGGAUCAGGGAAAGAGUGCUGGCGAAGGGCUUCACUGAGGAUCAGCUGACCAUGGCUAUUGGUGAAUACGAGAGCAUGCACGUCUGGCAAAUUGCUGGUGAUGGCACACGUCUGGUAUUCCUUGAUAUUGACGGAGAAAUGGCUAUGUGA